Molecule: messenger RNA, 927 nt
Organism: Doryrhamphus excisus (bluestripe pipefish)
Lineage: Eukaryota; Metazoa; Chordata; Actinopteri; Syngnathiformes; Syngnathidae
Product: sulfotransferase 1C1-like
Molecular function (GO): sulfotransferase activity
Source: RefSeq, a predicted model, not a curated record
AUGUCAGAGAACCAAGAACUUAAACGUCACUGUCCACUGGUUCCGCUAAAAGGGAUUCUCGCUACAGAAAAUAUCGCCAACAACUACAACAAUGUCUCGGCUUUCUGUCCUGAUCCUUCAGACUUGCUUAUUGCCACCUAUCCUAAAGCAGGGACCACAUGGGUACAGGAGAUAGUGGAUCUGCUUCUUCACAGUGGUGAUAGUGAGACCUGCAAAAGAGCACCCACACCCAUCAGAAUGCCUUUCCUGGAGAAUACCGCUCGGAUAGGUAUGCCCUCAGGCCUUGAUCUCCUGAAGGCAAUGGAACCUCCAAGAGUUAUUAAAACGCAUUUGCCUUUCCAUCUCGUUCCAAAAGGCUUUUGGGAAAACAAAUGCAAAGUGAUCUACGUGGCUCGCAAUGCGAAGGACAACCUGGUGAGCUACUUCUAUUUUGAUCAAAUGAAUCUCACCCACCCUGACCCUGGACCUUGGGAGGGCUACAUCCAAAAGUUCAUGCAUGGACAAUUGCCAUGGGGUUCCUGGUAUGAUCACGUCAAAGGUUACUGGGAGGAACGAGAAAAGAGAAACAUCCUUUACCUCUUCUAUGAAGACAUGAAAGAGAACCCACGGCGUGAGAUGGUGCGCAUCAUGAGGUACUUGGACCUGUCGCUUUCUGAUGAUGUCAUCAGCCGCAUUGUGGAGCUGACAUCCUUCAAGACCAUGAAGGAUAACCCGAUGGCCAACUACAAUUUCAUAACAAAACCCAUUUUUGACCAAUCCCGCUCCACCUUCAUGAGAAAAGGAGAAGUUGGUGAUUGGAUGAAUCAUUUUACGCCAGAGCAGGCGGCAGAGUUUGAUGAGGACUACGAGAAGAAAAUGAAGCAUGUAAACAUACCAUUCAGAACACAGCUCUAACCAGUUAGCAGCUACUGUCAAAUUAUAUUAUUA